Rhizophagus irregularis DAOM 181602=DAOM 197198 is the source of this 1613-nucleotide messenger RNA. RefSeq lists its product as uncharacterized. The record is from RefSeq and is a predicted model, not a curated record. Lineage: Eukaryota; Fungi; Glomeromycota; Glomeromycetes; Glomerales; Glomeraceae. Gene Ontology annotation, molecular function: protein binding.
AUUUACCGCUGAAUUUGCCAAAUAAUAAUGGCAUCUCAAUCUGAUAACCCUCCUAAUCCACCUAAUUCAUCUAAUUCAUCCCAACCUUCUCCCCAACCAAAAUCUUUAGAAGGUGAUUUGAGAAAAUUAUUAUAUGACGAAAGAUUUUAUGAUAUUUCUUUAAAAUGUUCGGAUAACAUUGUAUUAAAUGCUUGCAAAAAUAUUUUGGCAAGCCGUACUGAAGUAUUUAAUGAAUAUAUCUUUGAUAAAUCAAAAAAAAACAAUGCAAAUCAACAACGACAACAAUUAGAGUUUGAUAAAGUUAACUCAAUAGCGAUGAAACUUAUUUUAGAAUAUUUAUAUACUUCAAAGAAUGAGAAAGAAACUUUAAGUGUUUCUAAUGUUAUAGAAGUUUAUUAUGCUGCAAUUUUUUUCAAAUUAGAUGACCUACAGAAUGAUAUAAUUGAAUAUACUAUGAAAAUUUUAAGAGAAGGUGAUAAAACAGAUGAAACAAUAACUUAUGGGACCGAAGAAUUGAACGAAUUGGCAAAAAAACUUUUAUCAGAAUUUAUCGAAAAAUUUUCAUUAGAUGUGAAUAAUGACAUGAGUAAAUUAUUAGUUGAUUGGGUAGCUAAAAUACAGCUUUUCCCUGAUAAUGCUGAUGGUGAUUCAUUAUCAUUAAUGGGACUUCAACAUCUUCUAAAUAAGACGUUUGAAACCAAAGAUCAAUUCGCUACUUAUGAACUUACUCUUUUCGAAUAUACUCUAGUCAAAACUAAACAUAUUAUAUUAGAAGAGAAGACUGGCUCAAAAAAGCCUUAUGAUAUGAAUUACGAUUCAAAUGUGAUCGAAAGAAUUAAGGAUCGUUUAAUGCCAUUACUUCCAUUUAUUGACUUACGCAUAAUAGAUCCUGAUGAUGUUGUAUUAAAACUCGAACCUUUAAAAUUAUUUCCACAAGAAAUGAUUACAAAUGCUUAUCGUUAUAGGAUAGAAAAAAAGCACGAACUGCUUCAACCUAUACGCGGUCGGAUAACUUUUAGAUGGAAAUACGAAUUCGAAGGUAAAGAAUCUAAGGAAUCCAAAAACCCACCUCCGCCCCCAAUUAUAACCAACAACGGAUUUACCGUAGAAGUUGAUUCAAAUAUUAAAAAUUACCAAUCUAUAAUGGGAGAUUUAGUUAUCAAAGGUAACGGAAUUCAUAAGUGGGACAUUUCAGUUGAAAAUUUAAAUGAUACUAUUUAUAUUGGAAUAUGUGGUAAAGAUGAGAAAUUUGAUAAACCUGGGGAUAAAACUUAUCAAUAUGGAUGGGCACUCGGUUCGGAUGGCUAUGUUUAUAAUAAGAGAGAUUGGAAAUGGAAUAACGCCAAAUUUACAGUAGGCGAUGUGGUUAAUAUUACCGUAGACAUGACCGCUAAACAUUGCUAUUUUAGUAUAAAUAAUCAAACUUUUUACGAAGUUAUUGGUCAUGCUUUUCCUGAUGAAUUAUAUCCUUUUGUUUCAUUAAACAAGGGUGGUAAAUUACAUAUAAAAUAAUUAUCAUUUCUCCUUACCAAAUUAGAGAUUUUUCUUUUAUUUUAACAAAUAUGUAUUUGAUUAUAUCUUUUAAAUAAAUAACGAUAAUAUUUAAACCUUCC